AAAUCGUCAUCAGAGCGGCAUCCCGGUCCACGUAAAGCUUCGCUGGCGCUGUCGGAGUUCAUUUAGCUGCAGAAGUCGUCGUCUUGUUCAAGACUUACCACAGAUCACAAGAUAAAAAUGCCUGGACCUGCAGCUAGCGCAGCCAACGUCGGCUCCUCCAGCCGCUCCCCCAGUAAAACAGUGGCACCUCGGGCAGCUGGCUCCACAGUCAGGCAAAGGAAAGCGGCAGGCAGUGGCACACGGUCGGCGGGCAGAGCCACGGCCUCCGCAGGCACAGGAGGAAUGUGGCGCUUCUAUACCGAGGACUCACCAGGACUUAAAGUUGGGCCAGUUCCGGUUCUGGUAAUGAGUCUGCUUUUCAUAGCGUCUGUCUUCAUGCUGCACAUAUGGGGAAAGUACACCCGCUCCUAAGCCCCAGUGACCUUUGAACUUUGAUACACCCCCAAAACAACAAAUAAGCCACUGGACCUGGACCAAACACUCUACCUAUUUUUCUUAACUCUCUCAGCCAUUUCAGUGGUUUCACUCACCCUUGCCUGCAACAGUUUACUCUCCAGACAUGGACAUAUAUAAACAUUUUUUUUAGUUGCUAACCUUUUGUACAGACUAUUCUGAAAAACUGUACAAUAAAACACCCUGAAAUGUCA
Messenger RNA from Electrophorus electricus (electric eel), 647 nucleotides. RefSeq names its product SEC61 translocon subunit beta (gene sec61b). The record is from RefSeq and is a predicted model, not a curated record. Gene Ontology annotation, biological process: intracellular protein transport. Gene Ontology annotation, cellular component: Sec61 translocon complex. NCBI's taxonomy places the organism in Eukaryota, Metazoa, Chordata, Actinopteri, Gymnotiformes, Gymnotidae.